Molecule: messenger RNA, 11773 nt
Organism: Trematomus bernacchii (emerald rockcod)
Lineage: Eukaryota; Metazoa; Chordata; Actinopteri; Perciformes; Nototheniidae
Product: msx2-interacting protein
Exons: 14
Coding region: 1659-10880 (3073 amino acids)
Biological process (GO): regulation of transcription by RNA polymerase II
Cellular component (GO): nucleus
Molecular function (GO): mRNA binding
Source: RefSeq, a predicted model, not a curated record
GGGAUAUAUGCCUCAAGGGAGUUGCACAAAGGUAAUUAGGGAUCCACUUUUCAUCCUAAUUGACUCGCCUUUCCCAUGGGAUUUAAGUAAAUUAACCACACAUUAUCAUUUGGUAGUGUAACUUCUUAUUCAAGGUCUGACAUCUGGUUUGGAUAUUACAUCUGUGAGGAAUAUCCUGGUGAGUUUUGGAUUUAUUACAUUUUGUGGGAAACUACCUUGGGGCCCUAUUGGAUACUUUUAAACAUUUUCCUCCUAAAUACGGGAUAUAUCCUCGAUUUUUACUUGGAAUCGCUUGAAACUGGAAGUAAAUCCCUAUUAUGAAGGAUGUACUUUUCUUUGAAGAAUCCAUGCAGGUAACAUAUCAUUAUGUGAAGGAUCUCCUCGGGUUGUCGACAUUUUCUUCCUCAUGGCCACAUCAGACGGAUGGACUACUUUUUAUGAUUUUUUUGCAUCUGUGGAUACGGCCCACUCUGGAUUUACGUUUUGAACAACUGGAUAGAAGAACCUCCUAUUUAUUAAACAUUACAGGAAAGACAGAUGUAGUGCGUACAUCCUAGGCUAUCUCAGUCAUUAAAGUUUCAGGUUAACUUUUUAUAUUAAAUACAUUUUCUUCUCAAAUAUGGAAGCUAUACGAAGAAGACUUCGCAAGAUCACAGAGGAUCCAACCACCACUUUGUGGAGCUAUUCUUGUUGUGGAUUGAUGGCCAUGAAGACCUGUGAAGACUGCAUAGUUGGAUGUACCCUCCUGGAUGUAUGCAAAGCAUUUGGGAUGUACUGAUGUGGACCCUAGUAUGGAUAGGUGUAGAUGCCAUUCGUUUGGAUUACUCAAGUGUGGAUGUAGCUGUGUAAGACCUCUUCCUCAGCUCAGUGGGGAGAAGAGCACUCGUGUAACAGAGAGUUGAAGAUAACCUUUUCCAAGUUACUUACUAGAUGAAGCCUUCAAUUACAUAAACCUGAUAAGAUCCUAGGAUUGUGGAAUAAAGACAUGCCUAUGAGCCCAUCUGGUGUUUUCGUGCUGUGAUAUUAGUAUAUGUGAGUCUACAAGCUUGUUUGACUACUUGAUAUCAGCAGUGGAAUAUAUUUUCCCCCCUUUUUCGCAAGUAUCCUGACUUUUGGAGCAUCCUCGCACUUCAAGACAAAAUUUAUCCAGUUGGAUGUAUUUUCCAUCCGGGCAACAAGUUACUGUGUAAACGAGCUGGAUUUAGCUGAAAGUUCAUCUUAAAAAAAAUUAUUAUUACGGUCUUAUGUUCCUAUAUAUUUUUUUACCACAUGUCCAGAAAUCCAUGAAGAAGUCCAUCUCUGUGAUUGUUUUUUUCCUUUUUCCAUUCAAUGAAGAGAAUAAAGUAGCUGUGGAUUAUACGUCAUCAACCUACUGACCUGGUGCAUCACACUAUUUGAAGAUAACGUGCAGUGCGAAUCAAGAAACCCGUUUUUGUCCAAUUAGAUAAAUAGAUUUUUCCCCUUGUUUUUUUCAUUCGGGGUCUCACUCUCUGAUCCACCUAGAUUUUAUUUGGAUUAGUUUCGGUAACUUCUUUUCCAAAAGUAGCUCAGAAACCCGCGAACGUGCAUAUGAUCACAGCCCAUAUGGACACCAUGAGCGCAGUGGCACUUUCGACAGACAGCGCCACUACAACGCUGAUUAUUACAGAGAUCGUACCAUGUUUGCUGCUGCUGGCCCUGGAAGUAGUGCCAUUGGGGGAAGCUUUGAGGCAGCAGACCCACAUUUUGACUCUAGAAUUCGAGACCCAUUUACUCUUACUAAUUCUUCACGGCGUGACCUAUACAGAGAUGAGAGAGGACGGCGGGUUGAUAGGACCUACCAUCACCGGAGGAGCCGAUCAUCUCAUUCCUCACAGUCGAGGCACCCUUCUCCACAACGGACCACGGGACAAACCCCUAAAACUCCUCAUUCCCCUAAAAGAGCUCCUUUGUCCCCUGGGAGAGGUCCGCGAUCUCGAUCCCACAGCAGGUCGUCGAGCUCUGAUUCUGUCAGCAGCACCAGCAGCACUGGCAGCGGCAGUGACUCAAACAGCAGCUCAAGUGAUGGAUCUCGGGCACGCUCUGUUCAGUCGUCAGCUACUCACGCCCCUACUCAGUCUUCUAUGGGGCUCGACUCGGAUGAGCCACGCAGAAGCUUUGGGAUUAAAGUGCAAAACCUACCAGUACGCUCCACAGACACAAGUUUAAAAGAUGGACUUUUCCAUGAAUUCAAGAAACAUGGGAAAGUGACGUCAGUGCAGAUACAUGGAGCGUCAGAAGACCGCUAUGGUUUGGUGUUUUUUCGACAGCAAGAGGAUCAAGAGAAAGCCCUCACUGUCUCCAAAGGAAAGCUGUUCUUUGGCAUGCUUAUUGAAGUCAUAGCCUGGAAUGGUCCUGAAACAGAGAGUGAAAACGAGUUCAGGCCCUUGGAUGGUCGGAUAGAUGAGUUUCACCCAAAGGCCACAAGGACACUGUUUAUAGGCAACCUUGAGAAGACUACUAGUUAUCAACAACUCCUUGACAUUUUUCAACGCUUUGGAGAAAUUGUGGACAUUGACAUCAAGAAAGUAAAUGGAGUUCCCCAGUAUGCCUUUGUGCAAUACUCUGAUAUUGCCAGUGUCUGCAAGGCCAUUAAGAAGAUGGAUGGAGAGUAUCUGGGGAGCAACAGACUAAAGCUUGGGUUUGGGAAGAGUAUGCCUACAACGUGUGUCUGGCUAGAUGGUUUGGCAACCAGCGUUACAGAGCAGUACCUCACACGGCAUUUCUGCCGCUAUGGACAUGUUGUAAAGGUUGUGUUUGAUCGAUUAAAAGGGAUGGCCCUCAUCUUGUACAACAACACAGAUUUCGCUCAGGCAGCUGUAAGGGAGACCAAAGGUUGGAAGAUUGGGGGCAAUAAAAUAAAGGUGGAUUUUGCAAGUCAAGAGAGUCAGAUGGCCUUCUACCGAACUAUGCAGACAUCUGGUCAAGACAUUAGAGACUUCUACGAAAUUCCUACUGAACGACGAGAGGAACGGAGACCUCCAUACCAUGAAUUUACAGCAGAAAGGGCUUACUUUGAGAAUAUACGGACACCUGGCAUCUAUCCUGAAGAAGCUCGAAGAGACUACGCUGCUCGCAGCAGGGAACGUUUUCCUGAACUGGAACACUUUCAGGGGGAACACUUUGACCCACGUUUUCAUGAAGACCCAAGAGACUUCCGGGACUUCAGAGACCCCUUUGAGCAAGACAUUCGAAAAUACACAUAUAUUCAAAGAGAGCGAGAAAGAGAGCGAGAGCGAUUUGAGGCUGAUCGUAGCAGGUGGAGCCCUUCCCAUCCAAGGCGACCUAUUACUCCUACAGUAUCACCAUCACCCUCUGAUCGAGCUCCCAGGGACUCAGAAAGACGCGUUUACAGUCAAUCUUCAGAGAGAAGUGGUAGUGUGAGCUCAAUGUCACCACCACACUUUGAUAAAUCUGAAAAGGCCCUGCUUGAACAUGCCUCCAAGAGUGACAAGAGUGACAAAAGCAGCCAACCAGAGCUUGUGGCAAGUGCAGAGAAAAUUAAACGUACAAAACGAAAAGAGAAAGGGGACAAAGACAAAGCUGAGAAGGUUAAAUCCAGGAAAACAAAGGGGCAAUCCCCAUCCAACCUACUACCGGAAACAGAGCUUGAGACUGGUUUUGAUGGAGCGUCUGGAAGAGGAAGGGGAUCAGACCAGGAUGCUCAUGAGAGGAAUAAAUGCAAGGGGGAAGCUGAACCCUUACCUGGCAAUCAGUUGGCAACUGCUCUUGACUCUGUAAAAAGUGACAGAUCUGAAAAUAGUAAAGGUGAGAACUCAGACUUGGAUGGAAAAAAUCGACUCAAGAAACAUCUAAAGCCUGAUAUUGGAAAUGAUGGGAAAGAUGUAUCCGUUGACUCGGAUCGCCUUGAGGCAAGAAAAAGGCGCUUUGCUGAUUCAGGUGGCAGGACCAUUCGUCAGAAAAGAAGCAGGCAUGAAGAGGACGACGCCGUUCCAUCUUCAGAUUUUGGUGGUGCUGGUGCUCUUAUGAAAGAGAUUGACACUGACAAAAACAAAGAUUCACAACGGAGAGAUUCAAGACUCAAAAGUGAUAAAAGUAGCACUCAGAAAGAUGGUCAAGAGGACCUUAGAGGACAAAGGGAGAAGUCUGAGUCUCUGGACCCACGACAUCCAGGGCACAUUUCAUCUAGAAGGUUUUCACACGAGGGGAUUACAGAUCAAAGCAGUAUAAGAGAACACGAACACCAUGCUGCUUUCACAUGUGUUGCUCAGAAUGCUGACACUGAGAAAAGUGUUAAGAACAAGGAAGACCAUGUUGACAUUGACCUCUCUCAGAGUUAUCGCAAGCAAAUGGAGCAAAACAGGCGACUGCACCAGCAGCAACUGCAGCGUGAAUCUGACAAGUCUGACAAACCAGGAAGUCCUCAAGAAGCAGAGGACUUGGAACAUCGCAGUCUUGUGCAUGAAGUUGGCAAACCACCUGAGGAUGUAACGGAUACUUUUCCAUCUCACAAAUUAAAGAAAAUAGACCUUUUAGAGACUGACUCCGGAAUUAAGAGGGAGCGUGUCUACAGGAGAAUUAGACAAAAAAGUGAAGAUCGUGACUGGAACAACAUCUCUCCUCCAGGACAUCAGCACUUCUCUCACCAUGCAGAUGAAGAGUUUUCGGACCCUUCUCAGAAAGAGUUGAGUAGAAAUGAGGAAAAACUUCACCCAGAUCUGGAGCUGUUGGUCAAAAGGACACAUAGCACACAGGUAAACAAGCCAAACACUCCUUUACUUAGUGUGGAAGAAGAGCAACAGAAGAGAUGGGAGAGCAGAGUUAAACAAGACUUGUUACCUGACCUAAACUUUUCUAGAGGUCUUGGUAAAAAUAUUCACAAUCGCAAGCGUUUGGAAUAUGGUAUGUGGCAUGACCUUGAGCCUGGGGAAGUUCGAUCUGACUCUGAAGAGGACAGAGAAGCCAAACCCCACUCUCCAGUGCCCUCCACAUCAGUGCCUUUUUCUGAAAGGCCAAGGGUUGAUCGAUUUUCAGACCCCAAGCUAGCAAGUCUUGAAAGGAACAAAUUCUACUCCUUUGCACUUGAUCAAACCAUCACACCAGAUACAAAGGCUCUGCUCGAACGUGCAAAAUCUCUCUCCUCUUCAAGAGAAGAUAACUGGUCCUUUUUGGAUUAUGAUUCUCACUUUGCAGGUUUGCGCAACAGAAAGGAUACUGAGAAGGUGGAAUCAGCACCACGUCCUACACCCUCCUGGUACAUGAAAAAGAAAAAGAUUCGCAGUGGAUCUGAAGACAAACUUGAUGAGCGCAAGGAGGAGCCCAAGCCGGAAGAACAGGAACGUAGGGAGCUUUUUGCCUCCCGCUUUCUUCACAGCCCCGUGUUUGAGCUGGACACUCGGCGACUUCAACACUUGGAACGCAAACAUGAAGAACCUGAGCUUGUAAACCUGCAACCUGGACAGCAAGGUGAUGGUGAACUUGACACUGGGCCAGUUGUCCUUUUCCAUAGUCGUUUUUUGGAACUUACACGACUUCAACAACAGAAGAAUAAACCCCAUCAGUUACCAGAGGCAAAAGAAGUCUCAAUAAUCACUAGUGAGAAAGUGGAAAAAACACCUGUUCAAGAGCAACAAGCAGUGCAGUCUCCUGAAACAACAGAAUCCAUCAUGGAGCCAGAAAUCAAACCAAUCAGUCCUGCUGAAGAGGCUAUUCCUGAACCCCGACUCACACUUACUUCUGUCACCCAAUCUGUGGUCAAGGACCUUCCUCCACCGGAAGAGACAUUUGUUGCAUUAAAUCCAACCCCCGAUCCAUAUACCCCCGUGUCUGUCAUAAAGGAAGAGAUUAAAGUAGAGAUCAAAGAGAUUGAACCUAUUGUACCUAUGCACCAUCAAUUAACUGAGGGCUUAUCUGAUGCUGAACCUGCACCAGUUGCAGCACCUGCACCCAUUUAUUCGAUGGAUAAAUAUAAAGCUUCUCAAUCUGUAGAGAAAUAUGAUAAUAUCAGUGAUGUAAAACCUCUCUGUAUAGAAAAACCAAGCCGUCGGGAUUCUAAUGAUGAGCUUGUUAGCAUUUCAGAAGCAGAGCUAGAUCCUCAGACAACACAACCAGAAGUGCCAGAAGCAACUAGUCCCAUUCCACAUAGUCUUGUAGAGGAAGAGAAGGAGACCAAUGCUAUUUGGAAAACAGAAGCAGAGCCUGAGGGAGAGGAGGAAAAUCCUCAAGUUAUUAAACUGCAGAUGCCCAUUGAUGAGACAAACGACGAGCCCGUUUCACCUCAGAAGGAGUAUAAAACGAAAGAAAUGAAAAAUAAAAAGCUCAAACACUCCCCUGCUCAAGUGGCUCCAGUUCCUGUGGUAUCUAACUCUGGUCUGGAGAAACCAUUAACACGCAAGAGUGAGCGCAUUGACAAAGAGAAGCUAAAACGAGGAUCAUCCCCAAGGGCUGAAUCAAAGUCAACAGGCAAGUCUCCGAUUCAGGGAUCAGAAUCCGAGAUGUCCGAGCCUGGCAUAUCAGCAGGCAGAGCAAGACGAAGAAAUGUUAAAUCUGUGUAUGCCACUCCAGUUGAAGAUGAUGGGCCAGUUCGUCCUGGAAAGGAAAUUCCAGACUCGCCACGCUCUGCCAGAAAGCGAGGUUCAGACAAAGAUGCAACACAACAACAAAAUAUGGAACAGGAUCCACCUGCUCCAGCCCCUACGAAACGGGGCCGUCCGCCCAAGAAUCGCAAGCAAGUGGACGAGAGUUCAGCAUGUAAAGUAGAAAAAUCUAAAUUGGACAAUAAAGACACGGACUCAAAUGAAUCAGAAGGUGGGGAACGAAUACCAAGAGUGUCAAAAGGUAAAACCUCUCCUCAUGGCACCAAGGAUUCAUGGAAUCCAAUGUCGACAGUUCAAGGAUCUGGAUUACCACGGAAAGUGAGGAAAAGUGACGCGACUGAGGAUGAUCAGGAAAUGGAUUUCACAGAUGAAGAUUCCAUGGUUUUGCAAGAUUCAUCAAGUUCAUUUAAAGAAGAUCCACCCAUUCAAGUUGAAAAGAAAGAGGAGAAAGACAAACAAGGGAGAGAAUUAGGCAGAGAUAAAGAUGAUUUUCUCGAUGAGGCUUCUGAAGGUAAAUCAAAUGGGAAAGAGUCCGAUUCCCCAGUUUUAGAAGAGAAAUCUGCUUCAGAGAAGAUUGUUAGAGGAAAAACCAAGUUGACGAGAACUCCCAAGUCUCCUGUUCUCAAGAACCUCAAAAUCAGACUAAAUGUCACGGAGGUCAAGGAUCUUCUUCAGUUAGGGGAUGAUGAACUUGGGAGUCAAGAGGAUUCUUCCAAAAAGCUCAGACCAGAUGACCACAGUGAUCCUGUUUCAAAAUGUACUAGUGCCGACCAAGAGGGCCCUAACGAUGAGGAAAAGGACAUUUCCGCUGAGGAAAAACAAGAGCUCCUUGAAUCACCAAAACAUGUCAUUUCACAGGAGCUGGAAUUGGAGCAAGCUGUUGAGAACAUUGCUAAACUUACAGAUCCAACUUUUCCAACAGAACCACCAACGCCACCUAUUCCACCUCCAGAAGUCAAAAGUGAGCCAGAGGAAGAAAAACCUUAUCCUGCUAGUGAGACAGAACUUAUGGCUGCUAUUGAUUCGAUAACUGCAGAGGAUGGAAGUGUUAUCUCAUCCCAAGCGCCUCCUCCAAGUGCUGAUGUCGUUUCAGAACCUGAGAUACAAAACGUGAUACCCUCUGCCAAGGACGAUGAACCUGCAACAACAAAUACACCUGCCAUAAAGGAGGAGCCUGUCUUUCCUACAACACCGAAAAAGGGCCCGAAGGGAAGACCUAAAACACCUAAACGUUUUAAAGGACAAAAGCAAGUAAGAAGAGAUUUUAAGGAAGGCCCUUCAAUAAGUGAGGAGUUGACAACUCCUUUAGCAGAAAGCCCACCAUCCAGUGUAAAGACUGUUCUUACAUCAACUCCAUCAGCAGCGACCACAACGGUUAUCACUCCUACUACUUGGAAGCCAGAACCUGAGCCAGAGCCUUUGGCAGUCAAAGCCACAGAUGUAAACAAAGAUGGAGAGGCACCUUCUGAAGAACAGAUUCAACAUCUCAAAUCUGUUAACCCCCAAUCGAAGAGUCCAAUACUUCCAAAGCCCCAACAGGUGCCAGCCGAGUGCACCACCCCUUCCCUGUCUCCACUAGCUAACAGGCCACAUAUACGACCCAUUCAAACAAAUAGAAUUCCUGUUUCUCCACCAGAUUGGCGCCACCAGUCUAAAGAUACAGUCUCCGUCUCACCCUUCAUGCCGUUAUCAUCAAAGGAAAACCAGUCUUUACCCUCAGACUCUGACAACAUGAUUAUUGAUCAUGGCACAAGUGAUUUGAGACAGAUUCUUAUGAAACACAAAAAUCUUUCAUUGCCAGGCAGUAGUUCUAUUCCUGGUAAUCUACCCACCCUACGAGACCAGAAUCCUUCUGAUAGUAAUACUCCAUCAGCUGUUGUGCCAAAUAAGUCACCACUACCUAGCAGUUUAAUGGUAGCUCAUCCAGCGCCCCCUAUAGUUCGACCUCCAGCCUUACUACCAUCUCCUGAGUCGAAGUCUGUGAUCUCUGUUAUUGCAUCCACUGCAACCUCUGUUAUCAGUCGCGUCUGCAACCCUCCUGAGUCCGAUGACAAAGUUAACAUAAACAUUGGAAAUCCCUGUGUGGAUAUGACUUUACCCAAGCCAACUUAUAGGCCUAACAAAGACGAUGCUGGAUCAUACCACGGGCCUGUGGCGGAUGAGGUGGGAAGUGCCACACGAUUCAUUGUCGAGAGCCCCACUCUUGGUGCAGGAUCUUGCCCAGGUCUAAGAGUUAAUACAUCUGAAGGAGUGGUAGUUUUGAGCCACUCGGGCCAGAAAAUAGAGGGACCACAGAGGAUAAGUGCAAAAAUAAGUCAGAUCCCACAAGCAACAGCAGGUGACAUGGAAUCUCAGCAGUUGGUAUCCAUGCCCCAGAUAAAACAAGAAAUGUAUGGUCAUUCUCAUCUAGGACUUCAAAAGGGGCCUUCAUCGCAGACAGAUCAUGGGCAUCCUGGUAAAAUGCAGUCGACUUCUAUUAAACAAGAAAGCACGGGUUUGGAAAAGAUGGAAUCUUCUUACCAACCCGGACCUCAAGGAGUAGUGAAGCGUCUCCCACAAGGUAACCAACAAGUAAUGAGUUACCAUCAAGAAUACAUGCCAAUAAAACAUCAGAAGAAAAUGGACAGUGCUGAUCCUCACAGUACGGAUGGAGCCAAACCAUCUUGGACCUCUGCUAUAAGUCCUGCAAUAAGCCCCCAUUUGCCCUCUCCGCCUGGUAACCAUGUUGGCUUUGUUACUGCGGCUGGUGACAGAGCUCCCUCUCAUAUCAGUGGAGUCAAACAAGAACCACGAUCCCCUCGAAAGUCAGGUCAUCCCCACUCUCCGUUUACUAAAGUGUCCUCACCCAUUGGCUCCUCCUCACCCAAGGGCAUACCAGGGAUGUUAUCCACUGGCCUUCCUGCCAUGCAACAGUUUAUCUCUGGUGUACAUCAUCAAGAGCAGUCGGUUAUCAUGCAACCUCACAGUGUGCAAGGAGGCUUGGGACGGAUGUCUCCUCACCGUGUUGCCCAGUCAAUUCCAGUGGGGCAUCUUGUCCAAGGAGAUGUUCGGGUUAAUACUCCACCUCUCUCUGUGAUGAGCUAUGGGAUGCAUAGUGAGCCUCUUGCCUCUCCUUGGUCUGGAUCCAUGCAGCCACGGCCAACGUCACCACAGACUGUUGGCAGAGACAAGGUUCUCAAGGUAAAUCCAGCUUCGUUGAGGGGUCAUGAGGGGGAACAAGAAGAAGCCAGGCGCUUCCACCAGGCUCAAGCAAGACAGUCUGCUGCACAAUUAAAACCAGAGACUAUGCAGUCAGAUCCUCGUGGGCGUAGUGUCCAGUUAGAAACAUACAUGGCACAACGAGAUAUGCGAGUGCUCUUGCACCAACAGGGAGAGCGCUUGGCCACAGAUCCUCAUUCUGGACACAUUCAAGAGAUUCUUCCCCCCUCCUCGGCGCCCUCCAACCUGUCCUUAUCCUUGUCUCCAAGAGCACAUGUUUUGUCUAAAGGUGUGUCCGAGAAGGAUAUAACAAAGCAAUUAGAGGCAAAGAGGCCACACUCUCCUCUUCCUAAAGAUGGAUUGAUGGGGAUCAGACAAUCUGGGCAAGCAAUGGCAUCUCCCCAGAGAGCUCAGCUAAUGCCACCAGGACCUAGUGGCUCAUUCCCCGAGUACUCGGGGAUGUACUCAAACCGAGGAGGCAUCCACUCUCAAAUACCAGAGACGCCACCUGUUGGACUUAACCAGCCACCUCUGAAUGUCACACCAACCAUGGGUGCAGACCUCCAGACGAAACCAGAUGGCAAGAUGACGCAGCCUGUUAAUAUGUUGCAGUUGCUCACGAAAUACCCUAUUGUUUGGCAAGGCCUGCUGGCACUGAAAAACGACACAGCUGCAGUCCAGUUGCAUUUUGUCUGUGGCAACAAAGCUUUGGCUCAUCGAUCACUGCCCCUACAAGAAGGAGGCGCAUUGCUUAGGAUUGUCCAGAGAAUGAGACUAGAGGCUUCACAAUUGGAGAGUGUAGCCCGAAGAAUGACGGGGGACAGCGACUUCUGUCUCCUCCUUGCACUGCCAUGCGGGCGAGACCAAGACGACGUCCUGAACCAAACUCAAGCUCUUAAGGCUGCUUUCAUCAACUACCUGCAGGCAAAGUUGGCUGCUGGUAUCAUCAAUAUCCCUAACCCAGGCUCCAAUCAGCCUGCCUACGUGCUGCAGAUUUUCCCACCAUGUGAAUUCUCCGAGAGCCACCUGUCGCAGCUCGCCCCCGACCUUCUCAACAGGAUCUCCAGCAUCUCACCACACCUCAUGAUUGUCAUCACCUCUGUGUAACCGUCACUGCUGGGAGCCGUACCAUCAACGGAUGUUCUUGCUGAUGAGCCUCAGGAAACCAGAGGAAUAUGAGACUUUGUUUUUGCCCGGACACAAUGGGAAUGUAUAGGAUAAACCCUAUCAACGCUUUUUUUUUCGCCGUCUUUUUUCCUUUUGUCACUCCUGUCUGGUAUUUUUUUUGUCCUUCUCAAAAGAACUCAGGGAUGGACCGAACCAGAAUCAGUCUUAUUUGACCAUUUCUCUGCUGUAUUUCUAUUUAUUGGAGUUUUAUUUUAAUGUUCGGAGAUGCUCUGAAAAAGAAUCAGGAUGUUUGAUGAACAACAUUGAGUGACUAUCUGGGUGGCCUUUUUUUCUUUACUCUUGUCUUUUAUUGAUUGUCAUUAAUUUCUUCACAAGCGUGGAUCAUAGAGGCUGUUGCUCCGCGAUGGCAAUAGAGACAUUUCAAAAUGUAAUUUUAAAUAAUUGUGUACAGACUUCCUCGCCCGGCUUUCUUUGAGAGGAACAAUUGACUUAUGGAGGCCCUGUAGGACCACGUUCGUUUUACAGCUCCUUUAAUUCCACCAGCUCAUUUUUCUCACCAUCGUCGCAGUUUCACUUCUGGCGCCGGCCUUUGCAUCGAACAAGCUACCUUAUCAUUUGGGAGUUUUUGAAUACAGGACUUUGUAAAUAUUUUAAAUAUUUAAACUUUGAAAAUGGAACUUGGACAACUUAACAGAGACUUGAAACUCUGGGACAAACCAGAAUGCAAAGUGUGGAAAUGUAGAUGGAUAUCCUUGAUUUUUGGGUGUAAAUACUUGUAACACAAGAAGGUUGGCAAGCUCUCCUGUAGAGUCUGCUGAUGGCACUUCAUAUUUUGUAACUCAAAUAAAACAAACUCCAAAAAACUUGAAAAA